AUUGAACAAUUCAUUGGGAAGUGCGGAGAUUCACUUGUUGUCUUUACGUUUACAGAUGAGUGCAGAUUUCGAGACAGGCUAUAUGUUUGGUAUUAGGGAUGCGUGGGUCUCUGCAGUCGCAAAGCAUAAUAAUGCAGUUAGAGCUUAUGAAAAAAACGUAGUUAGAUCUCAACGUUCAAUUGCCAGAAUUACAGAUAUGCUGGAGGAGAGUUUCACUUCUCUUUCCCUUAGUGUAAAUUGUGAAGGAAAUGAAGAAGCCUCUACAAAUACGUGUCAAACAGAAAUAAAUUAUACUCCAGCAGAAAUAUAUCCUUCGACAGCAUGUAUGGGUUACUAUGGGUUUUCGCGGAGACAAGCUAAUCAGGAUUUACUCAAUGAUAUCAUCAAUAACAUCAUCAGUAUUCGAAUUGAAGUAAUGAACCUGCGGUGCCAAAAAUUAGGAUCUGUCUUGCGUCCAUCGGAUAGCUUGAUAAAUGAAAUUGAAGAAAUCGAAACUCGAGCUUUGACUUUGAUGACUUCACCAUCUCCUAUUUUCGAUGAUUGUGACGGAGCAAUGGAUUAUCAAAUGGAAUUAAUCAUGAAAAAAUUAGAACUUCAAGCUAAAGAGUGUCUUCUAGCUUGCAAAACUCUUGCUUCCACAGGUACUCCAAAAACGAAGCAACUACAGUCAACGAUAAGUGUUACAUCAGAUGUGUCAUUGUCUAAGAGUGAUUCUGUGUUUCCAACUUUUGGAAAGGCCCGUGCACUGCUUGAAAAUUACACAAAUAUACUUUAUCCGUCAUUAUGGGAUUCAAAAUUCAAAAUGGAUGCCUUAAAAAUAAAACAGGAUAUUACAUGUGCAUGCAGUCAAAUCAGUUCACAUGACCCGCUUCAUUGUAUUGGUAGAUUAGAGUGUCUAUUAAAUAUUUUUAGACGUACCACUAUCACUGAUUGCUCAAAACAAACAAAUUUUGAGAAAUUACGAAACACCAACCAGUUAAUCGACAGUUUUGCAUGGCAAUGUCUCUAUUCUUCCUCCAUUUCUCAAGCAGAAAAGCAAUUCGCGUAUAACAUUGACAUAACGUUGGUAUAUGCUUCUCUGCUUUCUGGGAUUUUCUCACUGUUUCCCGAUAAGCUGUUUGAAUUCUUCGGUCGAAUAUUCCUUGCUUGUCCGGCAUUGGGAUUAUUUUCUGAUCCAAGUGGUCUUAACUUAAUCGAAGAAAUGUUUUCAACCACUGAUAUUCUGUCUAAUUGGCGUGGAAUAGCUCGUUUGUUUACCGCACUUUUAUUGGCACAUCCACCUCCACAUCUUGGGGUUUCUCGACACAAACUUCUUAAUCCUUCACUCCUCUGGCGAGUAAUAACAGGAAUAGUAAAUCAAGAAUUUAUUCCUUGUGCAACUGCUGAAGUGAGUAUUUGUAUUCUUGAGAUUUCUUGGAGUUAUUAUUGAAUCGUCUAAGCUACAGUUCACGUGGUAAUGAUAAAAUGGUAAACUAGGCUUUAUGUUAUCAUGUCUCAAAGUUAAUUUUAGUAGUUUCGAUGUAUCCAUUUUUCAUCUUAAGGCUUUUGAACAUGCAGUUUUCUAGUUAAGAACCUUAUAUUAUCCAGAUGUACUCCGGAUAUUAAAUUCCAAAAUACCAACGUUUAAGAAGAUAUCAAUUUCAAAACUCAUGAAAUGAAUUUUUCUAUAAAUUGCAAUUCAUUUUCAUUAGUAUUGAUUCACUCAAACCUAAUUUAGUUUAUUUGGUUGUCAAUGCAUUUCAUGGUAUUGACUAAUUCAUUGUGAUUUGCUCAGUUUGAUCAAAAUUCUGUAGUUAACAAUGAUUAAACGAAUUGAAUUAAUCUGGAUAUAAAUCAGUUUUAUUUGAUCUCCCACAAUAAAUCUUUAAAAUAUCGAGGAUUUUUAUCGGGUAAAUUAGAAUAUAUAUAUAUUAUUUUCAAUUAGAUCUUGAUUGGGGUUUACUUGAGUAUACAGUAAUAUUUAUAUGUGUGCGUCAAAACUGUGAAACCAACCAAGGCAAUUAUUAAACUAAUGGUAGAUUACACAACUAAGUAAGAAGUACGAAUUGAUAAUAGAAUGACAGUUGCACCAGUGUUGAUAAGAAUUGCAAAUAUAGUAAUAUGGAUAUAAGUUUAGAUUUGGAGAAAUAAGUAUUGAACCAACAAUUAAUAAAAUUACGUAAUGGAAAGUGUAAAAAUAAUCAGAAUGAAUAUUUACUAUAAAGAUGAAGAAAAAUAAAGGGUUUGAAAAGUUAGUGAAAUUCUUUAGUAGUUCUUAUUCUUCCAAGGAAGGAAUACAUAUAAGAGAUGAGAUCAAAUCUCGGUGUGAAACAAUGAAGGUAUAUUAUGGAUCACUCCAAAUGAUUUAAUUUUAUUUACCACAUGAGCACUAUCAGCCAAGUUCGAUAAAAUAAUGCUAAUGUCAUAUUCGUUUGACCCUUUCUAAACCAUCCACUCAUUCAUUAGUUAAGUUGUCUGAUGGUACGCUCAUUAUAGGUUUCUCCUCAAGACCAGUUGGCUUUGUAAAUGCGUAUCAAGGAACCAAAAAAUCAAUUGACUUGUUAUUUGUUUGAAUGGACACCUGGUAAACUGGAAACUGAUAAAGUAAAAUUAGCUGCGUAAAAAGUCCUUUUAAUCGCUCAUACAAGUCUGUCAUGUAGAAAAGUACUAGCAAAACUCCUGUGAAGUUGUAGUGUUAGGAAGGAAAUUUUCUCUUGAACGGCAUAUAUAUCGAACUUUUGAUCCACUGGAUAAAUAUGCUUCUUUAGAAACAUUUGCUCAUACCCUGCUUUGAUCACCAGGUUAAUAAUAAAUUCCCAUUCUUCUUUUAUAGCUACAUUUAAGCUGGUCGUUUUUACUUUGCCUGUAAGACAUCUGGUCAGAUUUCUUUCGUUUAGCGUAUAGAUGUAAAAAUAGUAGCGAUCCAGUUGUUUCUACUAUAUGCUUCAUAAAUGUGAGCACACACCUUAAUAGUAAAAAAUUGCUUUCUUCUUAAAUAAGCUGUAUCUUUUAUGAAAUACUGUCCUUGUUCAUUUAUUUAUUGAUCGCGGAACUCUUCUGUUUUCUAUUUCCUCAGAAUACCAUUAGAUCAUUCUGUACCUUGUUGUUUGUGGUUUUUUAAUUGUGAUAAAUGAAAUAGAAUAUUAAUUUGUUCAAUCUAUCGAGAUUUGAAUUGAAAUAAUAUUUGAUCAUCAUACUAUAAGUUUGUCAUAAAACCUAUUGCGAGUAAUUUCUUAGUCUCAAUAUCACAUUUACUUGAAAUUGUCAAUCUAUUCAAUUACGAAAAUAGGUUUAAUAAGCUAGCAAAAUUAACAUAACUCAACUAGAAGGAAAAAAAACAUUCCGAAAAAGUAUGGCAAUGGUUAUAGCUCAUUAACUACGAAUGACUGGGAUGUUAACAUCAUGCCUAACACUGAGUAAGUGACAUGUGAUUUUACCAUUAAAUAAAUGCGUAUAGUUAUUUAAAUUGCAGUUUUCAGGUGGGACAUAUUCUAAAAUACGAACUUCAAAAGGGGUUCCAUUAAGUGAAUGAGCUUUUAAAGAGCACGUUCUUUAGAAUUCUGUCCAAUCAAUGCAUACAUAAGUCCUAUCGACAAGAAAAGAUUGAGAAACAAUUAACUGUAGUUGUUGAUAAAUAUAUACGAUAUACUGAUUAUCAACUUUAAUUUAUUGAUAUCUAGAUCAGUCCUAUUAUUUUCGUUUUUAGUAUUACUCAAUGUCAUUAACUUGAUGAACUUUCAAAUUUAAAGUCUGAAUUUUCAUUUGGUGUUCAGUUAUUGUUCUGAUUACUCUCGGAUUGCAUUCUAAAAAUCAACCAGUUUUUCAAGAAUUUUUCAGUAAUGUUUAGAUACUUUCUGUUUCUUUAUUCUCUGAUAAGGGACUAUCUGUUGGAUAGAUUUAAGUAAUGGAUUCAAUUAAAAAGCUCCACAAAAUAAACUUACUUUUAAUGUACCUAUAGCUUUACUGCGUUUGGUUGAAGAUGUCAACAUAAUUAAUCGGUCUGGCAUAAGUCGAUUUACAUAAAUUACUGUUACCAUUAAAAGGAUUUUCCUUCGCUUGAUUAAUUUGUUUGAUAGCCUCUGGAUGAUAUUGUUACUUAUAAUACUCUCUUCAAACUUAUUGACACUGUAAAUGACUUGAUCAUACUAGAUAAAUUCACUAUCAGUGUCUUAGUAUCUUCCGUACAAUCAUAUCGGUAUAUCUGAGUUAUUAAUCCAUUUUGUAAUUUGUAUAAUUGAUUGUAUUUUUAUUUCUAAAGGUUUUACACGGAAUAUUAGAACUUGGAGGCUUUGUAUUUGUAAAUCUCUACGGUAAUCAAGCAAAACGUCUUUUCAAUACCAUCGGUAUGAUUGUUAAUAAAUCACCUGUACUACGCCAAUCACUACCAGAAAUACAAUUAUUGUCGUUGCUUGAAAAGUAUGAAAGUAUCGAUAAAAUGCCAGAUCGAAUCGGUUUUAUUGAUAAGAGUUUUUGGGAUUCUGUGUGAUGCUCACUUGUAUAUAAAAAUCAUAUUUAUUUUUAUAAUUCGAGAUUUGUAUAUAUUUACUUUUGUAAAUAUUAAUAUACUUUUAAAAUAUAGUAUCCUGUCACACUAUUCCAAUUCAUUUUUAGAUUCAUUAUGUAUUUACAGAGAUUUGUUAUGUUGUGUAUUUCAUUUAGGCAUGAAACGUAC
Schistosoma intercalatum is the source of this 4651-nucleotide messenger RNA. NCBI's taxonomy places the organism in Eukaryota, Metazoa, Platyhelminthes, Trematoda, Strigeidida, Schistosomatidae. The record is from the annotation of a GenBank genome assembly.